UACAAGUCCCCAGUUUUGGUGAAAUGGCAGAUUUGGGGCAUGGCAUCAUCCUUUCCUGGAAGUUUGCUUUACCCACCUUUGCAGCACCCACCUUUCCUGACAGCCUCCCUGAAAAAAACAAUUUAUUUAGCCCCACUGCAGUGACAGAGGUGGCAUUGGUGGGGAUGGGGACACUGGACAGCCCCUUUGGGAAGGGGGAUGAGAUGACAGUGGAGUUUUUCUCCUUGUUCUCCCUCUCAGGACUGCUGAGUCUCCCUGUGGCCAUGUGGUGCUGCCUGACCCCACCAUCCGGCCCGGGGCCAGCGUGACUGCGACAUCCUGCCUGUCCUUUUCCGGGUCCAACGCCUCCGCCACUGAACAGUUUGAUGGAGAAUCGGUCGGAUGACAGCAGGAACUGUUGUUAUCACCGGGGGAAUCCUAGCAACAGUGAUCCUACUGUGCAUCAUUGCUGUGCUCUGCUACUGUAGGCUACAGUACUACUGCUGCAAGAAAAAUGACUCCGAUGAGGAAGAGGAGGAGGAAGAGGAGGAGGAGGAGGAGGAAGAGCCCGACCUGCCCGCGCACUCGCACCUCAUCAUGUGCAACGCCUGCAGCUCCCGCAUGGUGGACGGGCAUGGCAGCCCCGCGCCGCCACCCGGCGAGCUCAACCAGCACGGGGCUCACACCUACUGCCCGACGUGCUCCCCCUACGGCUCCCCCUUUUACAUCCGGACUGCCGACACGGUGCGCAACGGGGGCGAGAGGGUCGCCUACACCCCCGCGUGCUACAAGGAGGUGGGGCCGCCCCUCAACAUGGCCUCCCUGCAAAGCUACACGGUGAGCCGCCACGGCCUCCUCCGCGACAGCUUCCCGAACCCGCGGGCCAUCAGCACGGAGGUGUAGUCACCAUUGCCACUAGCACAGGGUGUCCCCAGCUGGUGCCUGCUCCAGGGAAGGGGCUUUUCACUUGUUUUUGAGGAGAGGAGCCCGUAGCCCAGCCCGAGGCCAUCGCGGCCCUGCUGAGGCGCCCGGCACAGCCAAGCCCCGCGGGCCAGAAGGCGAGUGAGACCUCAAAGGGCAACGCUGAACCGGCCACCUCCGAACCCAUCAUAAGUGUCAUUAUUAUCUACUCUCUCUCCCAAAGGGACUUGUCUAACGAGGGCUAUGUACAGUACAACCUAAUUUAAUUACCCCCGGCUCUCUGAGCUCAGUGAGGCCUUUGGUGUCCCCACACAGCCAGCCGAGGUGAUGCCUGCUGCCUCCGGCACACGGAGCAAUGGGCUGAUCAUCCAGGGCCACCUGCCGUUCCCAGUGAAUCCCAGGGCCCAGCAGGUCAUGCCAGCGCUCCUCAGCCAUGGGGAAGUGAAGAAGGGAAGAUCCAGGUCAUCCUGCUCCCCUCGUACUGCAUCAGCUGCCACUAGCAGUUAGCUUUUCUGUUCAAGUGUAAGAUAGGGCAUCGUCUCCCACCUGCUUCGGUCUUUGCACGUGCUGAAGAAGUUCAGGACAUGAAUUUAGGUCACUGCUGGGGGAGGAAAGUUCCUCCCAAAAGAGCUCACCCAUGCCAACAGGCACAGGCCAGUCCUUCUGCGGCCAAAGCCCCCACCUCUUCUACUCUUCACAAGCUUUCUUAGGAACAGUUUUAACUUGGACCCAUGAAUAUGGCAAGAUUUUACUUAUGGGAAGAAUUGAAUUCCUAAAUAACCAGUUUUGGUCACCUUCAGCUUUCAAAGCCCCGCCCUGACAGCUCUGACAGCCAGAGGAAGGUUGGCUUUAGGAUGGAUUUUGAUUUUGACAGCAACAGCAGAGCCCACUGGCUCAUGUCUUCUUUGCAGGGUGCUCCCACUGGAGAGUGAUGUUCAGGUGUUUGGGGUCCCCCUGCUUUUGCUUCUGGAAGAGGAGAGUGCAAGACCCAAAUGUGUCCUGGACAUGUUGUGAACGUGGGUUCACAGGCACUGCAGCCAACAGUGACAGCCAGUGACUCUGCCUUUCUGCAAAAAUGAAUGUGGGAAAGUUUCUUCUUCCUCCAUAAAUCAAAUUAGGUGAAAAAUUACUAAA
This is a messenger RNA of Haemorhous mexicanus (house finch), 2034 nucleotides long. Its product is annotated as protein FAM163A-like. The record is from RefSeq and is a predicted model, not a curated record. The transcript has 4 exons. Bases 382 to 882 code for a protein of 166 amino acids. NCBI's taxonomy places the organism in Eukaryota, Metazoa, Chordata, Aves, Passeriformes, Fringillidae.